Chlamydomonas reinhardtii is the source of this 2590-nucleotide messenger RNA. RefSeq lists its product as uncharacterized. The record is from RefSeq and is a predicted model, not a curated record. Gene Ontology annotation, cellular component: replication fork; centrosome; Rad51B-Rad51C-Rad51D-XRCC2 complex. Gene Ontology annotation, molecular function: four-way junction DNA binding; single-stranded DNA binding; ATP binding. Gene Ontology annotation, biological process: reciprocal meiotic recombination; double-strand break repair via homologous recombination; DNA strand invasion. NCBI's taxonomy places the organism in Eukaryota, Viridiplantae, Chlorophyta, Chlorophyceae, Chlamydomonadales, Chlamydomonadaceae. Bases 376 to 1164 code for a protein of 262 amino acids. The transcript is spliced from 6 exons.
CCACAAUAGCUAGUCAUAAGAAUGGUUCGCUGGGAUGAGCUUGCUGCGAGCUUGCCCCCAACCGUGCUGUCCCGCUUAAGCGCUUCGUUCCCGUCAGUCGAGGCGUUCCUCGUCAGCUGCAGCAAGUCCGCCGCCGCCAGCGGUGCCCAUGGCGCGCACGCCCAGGGCUUGCCAACACCGCCCGCCUCCGUCUCGGCCGCAUGCGGCGUCGACGCCGUGACGCUGGCGGCAGUUGAGGGGGUGGUAGCUGGCCUGUUGGCGCCGCAGUGGAGCACCGGGCUUCAGCUGGUGGAGAGGCUUCACACGGACACCGGCUUGCUGACUACUGGCUCAAACACCAUUGACGGGCUGCUGGCCGGCGGCCUGCGGCAGGGCAUGGUGGUGGAGGUGGCGGGCGAGACCGCCAGCGGCAAGACGCAGCUGUGCCUGCUGGCCGCGGCCGCCGCGGCGCUGCAGGGCCACGAGGUGAUGUUCGUGGACACCACCGGCAGCUUCAAGCCAGACCGGGUGGUCCAGCUGGCGGAGGGACUGGUCACGGGCGGCAGCGGCAGUGCCGCCGCCGGCGCUGCCGGCCGCCACGACCCGGCUGAGUUGGCCCAGCACCUGGGCGGCUGCAUCCACGUGCACAGGGCAGCCAACGUCUUCGAGCUGCUCACGUUCCUGGACCGCCUGGACGUAUCGCUGCAGGUCCAGCAGCUGCAGCAGGCGGCAGCUGAUGGCGGCGCCGGCGGAAUGGACUGGGCGCCGGCGGGGCCGCGGCUGCUUGGGCCGCGGCUGCUGGUAGUGGACUCGGUGUCGGCGCUACUUAGCACGCUGUUGGGUAACGCCCAGCACACACAGGGCACCACCCUGUUGACAGCAGCGGGACGGACACUCAAACAACUAGCAGCACAUCACUCCAUUGCUGUGCUUGUGACAAAUCACGUCACCAGUGCGCGUGGAGGGCCGGCGGGUGAGGGCGAGCGCAGCGCCACAGCUGCCGCAGGCGUGGGCGGCCUGAAGCCGGCCCUGGGUGAGCAGUGGCGGCCCCAGGCGCACAUGCGAGUCCAGCUUUCAAUCGACGACUCUCAGCCAGGCGCACGCCUGGCCACUCUGACAGCGUCGCCAGUCCUGGCAUGUGGGCACCAAUCUUCGUUCUACAUUCAUUCAUCGGGGCUCACAUGAACAUAGUCGCUCGCCGGCGUUGGUUCCUGUCACCAUUGCACAUGGUAGUCCGGCCCUCGCAAUCGCUCUGGCUGCUUUGACGCUCGUCUCUCCACGCCACGGCCGCCAUUCCCCGCAUGUGCACCUACUCGCUUUUCACUCCUCUGCACGUCCAAGUUUGACACACAGCUAUGGGCUUUGGUUGGAUGGCACACCGAACCUGAGCGGCAUGCUUUGAUUGGACGUGCAGUUUUCGUGUAUGUCAAAAAAGAGAAGGGAAUGCGGUCGGCAGCGUGCAUGCGCAAGCCGCGCGUUACAAUGGUGCUUCUGGUAGCCAUGAUUACAGGCUUUAAAUGCAGAGACGCCGGCAGGUGUUAGCUGUCCGAGGGAGCGCAGAGCAACUGAUAGGCAGCAGCAUGAAUAGCGCUGUUUAUCUGUGCUAUGGUUUGGCUGCCGGUACGACGACGACGCCUGGUCGGCUGUACCUGCAUAUACCGACCCCGGCGCUGUCCUCGCUGGCGCGCCGGCCUCGACAGGCGACCGUGUGGUGCGGGCUCAGCACGCUUUCUCUUGGAGAACAACCUACCUUACGAAUGCGUUCCGCUCCCGUGAUGCAUAUUGUUUGGUCAUUUGUGUGCAUGAUGCGGUCACAGGUGCCGUGUGCGGCCACAGCGUCGCAUGCCUAUGCAUCGUGGACUGCGCGCAAGUCUUGACUGGGGACGUGGUGCACAUGUACACUUGUACCUACAACGUUUUGCGGCGUGAUGCGGCGGGGUUUUUACAGGGCCAGGCAGCGGUGGCGCUGGACCCGAUGAUGCGUGGCAGACUGGCACUGGCUGCAGCACAGGGCCCAGCGUCGGAUGCAGAGCGGAGAGAGCGGGCACGGCUAAGUUGAGGCGAGCGUGCAGCCGCGGUUUAGGCGAAUGAGGUUCCGGCUGGUUGGCUUGCCCCUUCCCCCGAAGGGGGAGGGGCGGAAGCCAUUGCGGUCGCAUCGAGUCCCCAGGCGGGCCCCCCUCGGUUAUGACAGUUUUACCUUGAGUUAUUUUGGGAAACCCGAACGUAGCCAGAGUUCUUGUGCAAAUAAUACGCCUUUCAACUUGUCCCAAGCGAUGCAUAACUUUGCGGAAACGCGAGGAAGACGUAAGACUAGAGGCGAAGGGAUUGGAGGAUCCCGGCACUCGAUAGCGCCAUCGGGUUGCAAUUCUUGUCAGUCACGGACUUGUGGUAGACAAUGAUACCUCAAGACAAACAAUUGACAAGAGAUGGUGAGUGCGAAGCGCCGACGACCCGAAAUGCGCAUUUCGGGUCGUCGGCGAAGCGCAUGCGCCCUCGCCGAUCGGCAAAAGCAGCGGCGCCGUUUGCUUCUCGAUGCAUCAGCAGCGCUGAUUUUUGUGGUAUCAACGGUGCAUACUAUCGUGGUGGCGAUUUCGCGAAAUCAUGUGCAACA